This is a messenger RNA of Prunus dulcis (almond), 790 nucleotides long. Its product is annotated as protein DOG1-like 4. Lineage: Eukaryota; Viridiplantae; Streptophyta; Magnoliopsida; Rosales; Rosaceae. Gene Ontology annotation, biological process: DNA-templated transcription. Gene Ontology annotation, molecular function: sequence-specific DNA binding. The transcript has a single exon. Bases 4 to 726 code for a protein of 240 amino acids. The record is from RefSeq and is a predicted model, not a curated record.
CUAAUGAGAACCCAGGUUGAAGAGAGGUUCUCUGAGUUUUUUGAGAAGUGGGUUUGUCAGCUUGAGCAGCUCCAGCAACAGCUUCUCAAGCUGUCUGAGGAGACACUGCAGAAUGAGGUAGAGCUACAAGCUCUGGUGUCGAAAGUCACCUACCUACACAAGGAAUAUUACACUGUGAAAUGGGCUGCUGCUCGUGAAGAUGUCCUGGCCUUCUUUUGCCCUGUUUGGUCGAGCCCUUUAGAGAAUGCCUAUAAUUGGGUCACUGGUUGGAAGCCUUCAAUGCUGUUUCAGCUCAUUGGGUCGCUGAGGAAGACGAGGCUGGUGAACAUGUCGGAGGAGCAGCUGAAGAAGAUUGAAGAGCUGAGGCUGAAGAUGAGGUAUGAGGAGGAGAAGGUGGAGAGGGAAAUGGAGAGGCAGCAGGUGGCCAUGGCGGACCGGAGGAUGGUCGAGUUGGCCCGGUUGGAGAGCCGGGUGAGGAACGGCGGCAAGGUGGUGGAGGUGGAGGUGGAAGGGUUAGUGGAUGUGGCAUUGAAGGUGAUGUUGAGUGGGUUGGAGAGGGUGAUGAAGGCUGCAGAUUGUGUGAGGCUCAAGACAUUGAAGGGUGUUUUGGAUGUGCUGAGCCCAUUGCAGUGUGUGGAGUUCUUGGCUGCUACUUGCAUGGUUCAGAUUAGGCUAAGGCAAUGGGGGAGGAAAAAAUGUGACCAAAAUGCUCUCCUAAACCAUUAGCUGGUUUUUUGUAUAGGAAUUAGAGUGUGGAUCCUAAUUUUACCUUGUUAUGUGUUUUACAAUU